Molecule: messenger RNA, 2069 nt
Organism: Aaosphaeria arxii CBS 175.79
Lineage: Eukaryota; Fungi; Ascomycota; Dothideomycetes; Pleosporales
Exons: 4
Coding region: 1-2061 (686 amino acids)
Source: RefSeq, a predicted model, not a curated record
AUGGCGACCGUUAGUGGUGCUGAUUAUGAUGUUCAUCUGGGGUUUUGGACGAACUGGUCGCAUAACAGAGCUAAUGGGGCGACGAUUACACUCAAACGUAAAGAUGGAGAUCUUCUGAUAAGUUUCAUCGCUAUAUUCGUUGCGCUAUCCGGAAAGAGCUUUUGGAGGAUAUGUUGUUUUAUCACUCAUCGUUGUCUCUCAACCAUUACACCCCAAGACGGUCUCUACCACCAACGGCAAGCGAUAUUAAGAAAUGCAGACACACCCGAAGAUGGGGCAUGGCGAAUUAUACAAGCUUUACUUGCUUGGAGGAAAAACGCCCGACGCCCGAUACUCAGGCUUCUACCGCUGGCUUUGCUCGCUUGGACAACCUUCUCGCUCUUGCUAGUGGGAGGUAUCUUCUCUUCCCGUCUGACUUCUGAUAAUGGCAGUGAGGUUUUACUCACUGGCAAACACUGUGGCCCAACAUCCGAUCUGUCCAAAGUCACUGGGGAUGAUGUGAAACUAUACAGAAACCCGCAGAUAGUCCAGCGUUCGACUGCACAUUCCAACUACGCCUUGCAGUGCCACGCCAAUACCACGGGAGAAGAGGACUGCCGACUUUACGUCAAACCUUGGAUACAGUCGACUGUAGACCGCAAUGCGAGCUGCCCGUUCGCUGAGAGCAUCUGCAAGAGCCAGACCGGAAACAUCAGAUUAGACAGCGGCUUCAUCGACAGCCAUCACGACUUGGGCAUCAAUCGUCCACAGGAUGAACGCUUCCAAAUGCGCUUCGUCACUCAAUGCGCCCCCAUCAAGAGUGAAGGGCACAAAACGAUUCUGGAACGUCCCAACGAUGUCCCAGUAGCCCAAUAUUGGUAUGGAAACAUCAGUUAUUUGAUGAGUAAGGAGAACUAUACUGGGUUUACUUUCGAAGUUUUGAACAACUAUACUCAUUUGGAUCUCCCCUCCUACGCUGUUGCUGUGAGUGCGCGUCCUGAAUACGGCCUAGGAACUGUCCUCGGUCUCCAAGGUGGCAAAAGCUACAGAGGUAUUUACAGCUUUGAACCCAUACCUGAGCUUAUCAGGAAUGAUGCAGACGUCGCGCUGUUGUUUCUCACAGCCCAAGGAAUUGGGUUCUCCACACGGGUGACGGACCCGUGGUUUUCUGCAUCGGAGGAGUGGUUGGUCAGUAGGACCAACAAUAACGUUGGCGCUGCAAGUAAAAAGGCUCUUUAUCUUACAGACGAACCCGCCAGUACACUCGGAUGCGCCCAGCAGGUUCAAUUUUGUAAUCCCAAUCGACCUGAAAAUGAACGAUGUGAGACACUCGAGGGAAUGUCGCGCGAGCGUGAGCACUCGAAAGAUCUUUGGAAUGAAAAGCAGCUUGAGGCUAUUGCCUGGGCAGAAUCUGUCUGCCCACAGGAGUUUGUGCACACUGACAACCUCGUUGCCUCCAUUGGUACAUCGGUGUUAUUGGCACGUACCGGCCUUGGAGGCGGAAUUGCGGGCCCCAUACCGGAUAAUCAGUGGCAACUUGAGAUUGAGCAUCUCAUUGCGUCUUCGUUGGCCAGCUUACAAGGCACUUUUGUCGAAUCAGCCAACGGGCCCAGGACUGAAGAGCUGAAACGCUUUCAAGUGUUGCCGGAAACAGCUAUCGCAAAGUCGAUGUGCAAAAACCAGAAAAUUCGCUCUUCGCUAUACUCUUCCUUCUCGGCCCUCCCUCUAAUCAUAUUGCUCAUCAUCGGUACAAGCCUCAUCGUCGUUGACAUAGGCCUGGAGCCCGCGUUGAACGCGUGGCAAGAGUUCCGCGCAAAGAGCCUUACGCACCAGAGUGUUUCUCGAUCCACGCACUCGCGUUUGGAGUGGCGCGCCAUGAGUUUUUUGCAACUUCAGCGCAUGGCACACCAAGGCAUUGGUAGCGGUACUUGGUUCAAGACUACAAGUGAGAAUCCGGUUACUCUACCGUACCAGGAACUGGGUAUGCUGGAUAUCAGGGAUCAGAAGAUUCCGCGCCUGAGAACGAUGACGGAAGAGCUAUGCCGUUGGUAUGAGGAUGGCGAUGACUCGAGUUCCAAGUAAGGAAUAAG